Molecule: messenger RNA, 333 nt
Organism: Nelumbo nucifera (sacred lotus)
Lineage: Eukaryota; Viridiplantae; Streptophyta; Magnoliopsida; Proteales; Nelumbonaceae
Source: RefSeq, a predicted model, not a curated record
AUGGAGAUGAAGGGUAAUGGUAUGAGGGCAGUUAUGGUGAUGGCUAUGGUGUUGGCCUUGUCCAUGCUUGCAACCACUGUAUCUGCCUCUUUCCCACAAUGUUACGUGAAAUGCUUUGCUUCUUGUGUUGUUACCAAACAGACCCCCGUACCUUGUGCUGUAAGUUGCUUGAAACAGUGCAUUUCAAUUCCUCCAAAUGAUUCUCUUUACCGCUGCAAUUUGGAUUGUGCAUGUUCCAAGUGCUCCAACAUCAGUACUAAGCAAAACCCUGGUGCAGAAGAAGUGGAGGCCUGUGUCAAUACUUGCUCUCAGACAUGCAGCAAGAAGCAUUAG